Molecule: messenger RNA, 3084 nt
Organism: Thamnophis sirtalis
Lineage: Eukaryota; Metazoa; Chordata; Lepidosauria; Squamata; Natricidae
Gene: RCAN1
Product: regulator of calcineurin 1
Biological process (GO): calcium-mediated signaling
Cellular component (GO): cytoplasm; nucleus
Molecular function (GO): calcium-dependent protein serine/threonine phosphatase regulator activity; nucleic acid binding
Source: RefSeq, a predicted model, not a curated record
AGACCCAUGGGACGGAAUUCUGAAUUCUGAGUAAGUAUAUAGGCUUUGACUGCAUUGUGACUAAGAUUUGUUCUUGGUUUUCCAAAGUCUUGAAAUAUUUCCUGCCAGCUAAUUACUGUUUAUUGCAGCUAACCUUAGUCCUCAAAUAGCAACUUUUUCCAUCUUAAAAUGGGUUGUCCUAUUCAAGUGAAGAGUAUGUUGUCCGAGUGCUAAAUGGAGUUACUAGCAAUGGAAACUAUGCUGCAAGAGGAGUUGAUAAAGCAGCUGCCUAUGAAAACCUCAGCUGAUUUUUCCAUACUCCAGAGCAAAGUUAAUUAGCAUAGGGAAACUGACUAACAUGCUUACGUCACCUCUUUCCAGCUGAAGCUUACAUUUUGUCCCUGAUAGCCUGAAACUAUGUGGCAGAACUUUGCUCAGGAAUUUGCUGUCACAUACAGGAUGCUCUAAAACUUGGGGUGUUGGGUUUUUUUGUGCCUGCUGAGGGGCUGGACUUGGUCUCUUUUAUAAGCUGUCUUUCCAGUACUGAACUGCUUCUUCGAAAAGAGCUUUUCUUGGUUGUGUGCUGAGCUCCUGGCAAUCUUUACAAGAAAGCAAAAAAUGCAUUUCAGGAACUUUGAUUACAUUUUUGGUUCCUUGAUUGCUUGUGUUGCGGACCACAAGAUUUUCAGUCAACCUGAAAUUAGGGGCAGAUUUGAAGCUCUGUUUAGAACAUUUGACAAAGAUGUCACCUUUCAUUAUUUCAAGAGUUUUAAAAGAAUAAGGCUAAACUUCAGCAAUCCUUUAUCAGCAGCUGAGGUUAAAAUUCGGUUACACAAGACAGAAUUUCUUGGAAAGGAAAUUAAACUAUAUUUUGCUCAGAGAUUGCAUAUUGGAAGGACACACUUAGCACCACCUGAUCCAGAUAAACAAUUCCUGAUUUCUCCUCCAACUUCUCCUCCUGUUGGUUGGGAACAAGCAGAUGAUGCUAGACCUGCUAUUAAUUAUGAUCUUUUAUAUGCAAUUUCCAAAUUAGGACCAGGGGCUCAAUAUGAACUUCAUGCUGCAACUGAAACUACUCCUAGUGUGGUGGUCCAUGUUUGUGAAAGCAAUGAGGAUAUUGAGUCAGAAGAAACAAGGAAAGUAGUCAAGAGACCAAAGCCAAAAAUUAUUAAAACUAGGCGGCCAGACUAUUCUCCAACUUAUCAAAGCUGAACUAUAUAAAGUUCUCAGUUCCAAACUGACAUGCUCAAGGAGACUUUGAAGAGAUAGCAGGACACACUUUGAUGACGCUAGAGAUGGAAGCAGAUAUUGUUAUGUAAAGAUCCUUUUCAGAAAGGGAAGUUAUCAUUUGCUAGUUGAAUGGCUUAUGAGACAGAUUCCGGUGUGAACUUUCUGAAUGGUUGUCUUGGAGACUAAUCAAACUGGGGCAUUGGGAGCAGAAAUAUAUACUUUGUAUUUAGGGAAUUACUCAGAUACUCCAGAUAUCUAAAAUCUAGCACGAUGCCUUCCCUGUUAAUGUAUUCAUUCUGUGAUAAAUUCCUCUUAAUUCAUGAGACAAUUAUAUUUCUAAAAUACAGUCACUAGUGAACACAUUGGAAUCAAUGAGUCAUAUAAAUAAGUGUGUUAGGAAUAUCAGCUGGGCUAAAGCAUCUGGAAAUACAGCAAAAUGUUUUAAAAAUGAAGUAACAAAUUGUUAGUCAUUUUCCAUAUUGGAUUUUUGUGCAUGCAUAUAGAUCUAAAAAAGUGAACUUGUUCAAUUUGAUCUGUACUUUUAAUUUAUGUUUUAAAAUUAUCUCAAAUUUUCAACUUUCUUUCUGAAUUGUUUGGUUUUUUAGUAGAUUUUCAGUACAACUGAAAGCUUAGUGAAAUAAUGUUUCUUAAUGUUAAUUGCCAAUGUAUGGUUUUGUAGAAAAUGUAUAAAAUAUCUGUGCAUCCUUUUAAUGGAUGAAUUGCUUUAAAUUAUUCUAAAAACAUUAAUACUGGUUUAAGCUACCUUGACCUCUUUAUUGACUAGAAAUAAAAGGAAUUGCAAAUACUGUUACAGUUUUCUCAACAGUUGAGAGGAUAUAAGCUUGUAUUGUCCUAGUCACAAAUGUAUACAUUUAUAACUGUUGCUGUUAAGUGUUGUUAAAGUUGUUUGAGUAUACUUACCUUGAUAAGAAAUAUGAAUUCUGGCAUUUAAGAAGAUGUAGUGCCUUUUUUCUCCUCAUGAAUUUCAAGAAAGAUUGUUGCAACAAUUUAGUGAUUAUUUCAUUCCCAAUACCACACCACCCCUCACCUUGCAGUGGCAGUAACUGUUUGAUAGAAAUAUAUUCUGCUUAAAUAUCAUCAACUAAACCAGAGAUUUUUAAUCUUUCUUGAUUUACAAGGGCCAUUAGUGUUUCAGUAAUUUUUUCAUGGCAGCUGUAGACCAAAGGAAAUGUUUUAACAAUUUCAUUUAUUAAGUAGUUAGGUUCAAGUAGUAAGAUUUUAUGUCCUAACAACUUAAUAGACAUUGGGGAAAAAUACACCUAAAUUCCAAGCACUUUUAAAAAGUAUUCUUAAAUAACCACAAUUAAUUAGUAAAGGAGUCUGUGUAUGUUUGUGCACACAAUUUCUCAAAUCGUGAAAUCAGAUUGGACACCUACACCCUCAUUUCGUGUUCUACAUUGUUUUUCACACAAUACCUGCUUUUUUUUCCAUAGCAACUGCCAAAAAAUCAGCUCCACAAAGAUUGGACAUUGCAAACCCCAACUUUACAAAUAAAUGGAGCAAAAAUUUAAAAUAUUCCAUGAUGCCCCUGUGAGUUUGCUAACCGCACACAGCUUGGGAACUGUUGAACUAAAGUAUAAUUCCAAGCCCUGCAUUCAAAGUCACAAUGCUUUCCCUUAAUACAGUACAUUGUGGUAGAUACUUAACUCCUUAUUUGUUUAUUUAUUUACUGACUUAUUGACUUACUGAGUAUUCUUUACUAGGGCUGUGCAAAUUACAGAAAUGAUUCAAACCUUAAGCCAUUAUAGUAUCUUUCUGCUGUUUUUUAAAGUAACUAACUUUGGAACGAACUCCCCGUGGAGAUUCGUACCCUCACCACCGUCCAGGCCUUCCGCACAGCCCUCAAGAACUGGC